Messenger RNA from Coregonus clupeaformis (lake whitefish), 3059 nucleotides. Its product is annotated as cleavage and polyadenylation specificity factor subunit 2. Gene Ontology annotation, molecular function: RNA binding. Gene Ontology annotation, cellular component: mRNA cleavage and polyadenylation specificity factor complex. NCBI's taxonomy places the organism in Eukaryota, Metazoa, Chordata, Actinopteri, Salmoniformes, Salmonidae. The record is from RefSeq and is a predicted model, not a curated record. The coding region runs from base 151 to 2526 and encodes 791 amino acids. Gene Ontology annotation, biological process: mRNA 3'-end processing by stem-loop binding and cleavage. The transcript has 15 exons.
GGCAAACAUGUCUGCUUCGAUGAAAGAAGUGUGGACAAUCGUUGCUAAAAAUGUCAUAAUAUUAUAACGUUAGACUCUUCAUGUUAUUGAAUUUUUUGCUCAGUUGAAGUUAAAACGUAUAUGGCACUUGAUGUAUGAUAACUGAGGAAAAUGACGUCUAUUAUCAAACUGACUGCUGUGUCAGGGGUGCAGGAGGAGUCUGCCCUCUGCUACCUGCUGCAGGUGGAUGAGUUCCGCUUCCUCCUGGACUGUGGCUGGGAUGAGAGCUUUUCCAUGGACAUCAUUGAUGCCAUGAAAAGGUAUGUCCACCAGGUCGACGCGGUGCUCCUCUCCCAUCCCGACCCCCUGCACCUGGGGGCCCUGCCCUACGCUGUGGGCAAGCUGGGCCUCAACUGCCCCAUAUACGCCACCAUCCCCGUCUACAAGAUGGGUCAGAUGUUCAUGUAUGACCUGUAUCAGUCACGCAACAACACUGAGGACUUCAACCUGUUCACCCUGGAUGAUGUGGACUGCGCUUUCGACAAAAUCCAGCAGUUGAAGUACUCCCAGAUUGUCAACCUGAAAGGGAAAGGACAUGGUCUGUCCAUCACUCCACUUCCUGCUGGUCACAUGAUUGGAGGGACCAUCUGGAAGAUUGUGAAGGAUGGGGAGGAGGAGAUUGUUUACGCUGUGGACUUCAACCACAAAAGAGAGAUCCACCUGAAUGGGUGUACGUUGGAGUCGGUGAGUCGUCCCUCCCUCCUCAUCACAGACUCCUUCAAUGCUACAUACGUGCAGCCGCGUCGCAAGCAAAGGGACGAGCAGCUCCUUACCAAUGUGAUGGAGACCCUACGCGGCGACGGCAACGUGCUGAUCGCGGUGGAUACGGCAGGCCGUGUGCUGGAACUCGCUCAGCUGCUGGACCAGAUCUGGAGGACGAAGGACGCUGGGCUGGGGGUCUACUCUCUGGCCCUGCUCAACAACGUCAGCUACAACGUGGUGGAGUUCUCCAAGUCUCAGGUGGAGUGGAUGAGUGACAAGCUGAUGCGCUGCUUCGAAGACAAGCGCAACAACCCCUUCCAGUUCCGCCACCUGUCCCUCUGCCACAGCCUGGCCGACCUGGCCCGCGUGCCCAGCCCCAAGGUGGUGCUCUGCAGCCAGCCCGACCUGGAGUCUGGCUUCUCCCGCGAGCUCUUCAUCCAAUGGUGUCAGGACGCCAAGAACUCUGUGAUCCUUACCUACCGUACCACACCUGGCACCCUGGGCCGCUACCUCAUCGACAACCCCGGGGAGAAGAUGCUGGACCUGGAGAUUAGGAAACGGGUGAAGCUGGAAGGCAGGGAGCUGGAAGAAUACCUGGAGAAAGAGAGAAUGAAGAAGGAAGCUGCCAAAAAACUUGAAGAAGAAAAAGAGGUGGACUUGGACUCGAGUGACGAGAGCGACAUGGAGGAUGACCUGGAGCUGCCAGCGGUAGUGAAGACCAAACACCACGACCUCAUGAUGAAGGGAGACGGCGUCCGCAAGGGCAGCUUCUUCAAACAGGCCAAGAAGUCCUACCCCAUGUUCCCCACCCACGAGGAGAGGGUCAAAUGGGACGAGUACGGGGAGAUCAUCAGACCGGAGGACUUCCUGGUACCAGAGCUCCAGGCCACAGAGGAGGAGAAGAACAAGCUGGAGUCGGGCAUGGCCAACGGGGACGAACCCAUGGACCAAGACUCCUCAUCCAAAGUACCCACCAAGUGUACCUCCACUACAGAGAACCUAGAGAUCAAAGCUAGAGUGACGUACAUCGACUACGAGGGCCGCUCGGACGGCGACUCCAUCAAGAAGAUCAUUAACCAGAUGAAGCCGCGGCAGCUGGUGAUCGUGCACGGGCCCCCCGAGGCCAGCCUGGACCUGGCCGAGUCCUGCAAGGCCUUCACCAAGGACAUCAAGGUCUACACGCCGAAGCUGCAGGAGACUGUAGACGCCACCAGUGAGACACACAUCUACCAGGUGCGAUUGAAAGACUCACUGGUGAGCUCGCUGCAGUUCUGCCGCGCCAAGGACACAGAGCUGGCGUGGAUCGACGGUGUACUUGACAUGCGUGUGGUCAAGGUGGACACAGGCGUGCUGCCCGAGGAGGGCGUAGUGAAAGGCGAGGAGGUUGUGGAAGACAGCGAGCUGGCCAUGGACGUGACCCCUGCUGACCACGCCACAACGGACCAUAGCGUGGUUGCACAGCAGCGCGCCAUGAAGACGUUGUUUGGCGAGGACGUGCGCGAGCCGUCAGAGGAGAGUGAUGUCAUCCCCACCCUGGAGCCCCUGCCCGCCCACGAGAUCCCAGGCCACCAGUCAGUGUUUAUCAACGAGCCGCGCCUGUCCGACUUCAAGCAGGUGCUGCUGAGGGAGGGCAUUCAGGCUGAGUUUGUGGGAGGAGUGCUGGUGUGUAACAACAUGGUGGCUGUCCGCAGGACGGAGGCUGGGCGCAUCGGCCUGGAGGGAUGCCUAUGUGAUGACUACUAUAAGAUACGUGAGCUGCUCUAUCAGCAGUAUGCUGUGCUGUAGGAGAGAGGAGGAGCAGAGAUGGUGUCAGCCAUGACAGUAUCACACAGACAUUCCGUUAGGAGGAGAAAGGAUGGAGAGGAGAGAGGACUAUUACCCAGAGGACCACGGGGUUCUAGGUGUUCUCCACACACAGGCUACCUGAGCUCCCCUCCGGAGUCUCUCCAGCUGUUUGACUUCCAACCGCAAUGUUGAUUUGUCCUUUUUUCCCCCCUUUAAAAAUCUGUUUACUGUUAUGUUUGUUGUGCGUCUUUCCCCCCCGCAGUGAGAGACAGAUGGGCUCUUCUGGAGUGACCUCUUGAUGCGAACACAUGAUGUGCGAAUGAACGAUAACCCUUAGGGUCAUUUUUACCUCUCCUCAAGCCCCCUCGGCUCUGGACUAGACUGGCUGGCGAGGCGAAAGAUCACCACUGGAGAGUCCCAACAUCGUUCCACAUAGGCUGGAAUGGUUUAUCAGUGUAUCUGUUUUUUUUGUUUCUCAUUAAAGCUGCAAUAUGUAACUUUUCGGGGCGACCCGACCAAAUUCACAUAGAAAU